GCUAUUUCGAGCUGGCACCCAACACUCAAAAACCUACAUGACAUACGGAUAGACCGUGAAGGAGUAUCAGUAGUUCUGAGGCUCCAUCUCGCAUCCCAGACACGCUCGCUCUCAGACAGAUACCGCUUCGCAUCGGCAAAAUGGCUGCUCCAUUAUUCUCAAUGCAACCGCACACCCGCAAAAUGCGAGGACAGGAAAUUUCGACUGAGAGAAACCAUGUGCCAACCCACCGCAGGCCAUCUAUCUGGCGACGACGCUCUGAUGGACCCACAGAGAAAUUCAAAUCAAUGCCUGUCCACAGGGUUGUCGAAUUGCAUGGCCUCGAGCUGCGAGCAGCAACACCAACAGCACCUCAAUUCUCAAUAGCAACAGCGGUGUCUGUACGGAUAUGCAAGGCCUCCCUCCCCCCACAGGCAUGUAUCUGUAGUGUAGCUGCUCGCAAGACUCGCCUAGCCGCUAAAAUCUUCAGCCAUGGCUUCACUGCCGUCCCUGUCCCUUCACAAUCCAGUCUUGGAGGACAAGAGAAAUCGACCAAGCGGCCAACGGCCAGUGCGUAUCCCGUCAUGUUCUAUUAUCGUUUCUCACCACUGGCGCGCCUCACGGCUCUUCCUCGCUCUGAUUAAGCCUUCUCGAUCACCUCUAGGAGCCCAGAGACAAGAGUCAACACGAUGGUACUCUGCGCUUCAGGCACCCCAGGCACAGGAC
Messenger RNA from Colletotrichum phormii, 705 nucleotides. RefSeq lists its product as uncharacterized. Lineage: Eukaryota; Fungi; Ascomycota; Sordariomycetes; Glomerellales; Glomerellaceae. The transcript has a single exon. The coding region runs from base 141 to 623 and encodes 160 amino acids. The record is from RefSeq and is a predicted model, not a curated record.